AUGCAACCAGUAAAAGAGAAGGAGGGCGGAGUGAACGAGCGAGACACAGAGGCUCAGAGCACAGAGCGGGACAAGGCCACCAUCUCGCGAGCGCGGAAGGGCCGUGACGCAGAGAGAGAAGAAGAGGAAGAAGAAGAGGAAGAGGAAGAAGAAGAGGAAGAGGAAGAAGAAGAGGAAGAAGAGGAAGAAGAGGAAGAAGAAGAGGAAGAGGAAGAAGAAGAGGAAGAGGAAGAAGAAGAGGAAGAGGAAGAAGAAGAGGAAGAAGAGGAAGAAGAGGAAGAAGAAGAGGAAGAGGAAGAAGAAGAGGAAGAGGAAGAAGAAGAGGAAGAGGAAGAAGAGGAAGAAGAAGGGGGAGAAGAAGGAGACAAAGACGGUGGAGAGAAGGUAGAAGGAGACGGUGACGACGAAGAAGAUGACGAAGAAGACGGUGGAGGAGGGUAUUUGAUUUGA
This is a messenger RNA of Toxoplasma gondii ME49, 450 nucleotides long. RefSeq lists its product as hypothetical. Lineage: Eukaryota; Apicomplexa; Conoidasida; Eucoccidiorida; Sarcocystidae. The record is from RefSeq and is a predicted model, not a curated record. The coding region runs from base 1 to 450 and encodes 149 amino acids. The transcript has 2 exons.